Molecule: messenger RNA, 1383 nt
Organism: Aspergillus calidoustus
Lineage: Eukaryota; Fungi; Ascomycota; Eurotiomycetes; Eurotiales; Aspergillaceae
Source: the annotation of a GenBank genome assembly
AUUUCCUGAAAUUGUCCCGCAUUAGACACGUAAUGACAAAUACUCGGGAAUGUCGGCAGCCACCCGUUGCUAGACGAACGCACAGAUACCAUACACUAGAGUGAUUUUGUUCUAGUCCAAUCCAAAUACGGCAAUUGUGCCUCGAAUAGCACUGGGUCACUUUACGCAUGGCGGGCUCACGGGAGUCCUACAUCAACCCCCGCAUAAAAGGGCCCAGGAUCAGUCCAAGACGUCCGAUAAAGCACCUGAUACAAGCGGAUAUGGACUAUAAAGGGCCGCCCACGACAUAGGUUUCUAGGUGCAAAUAACUCUGUCAAGAAUGUUCGGCUGGUCCUCCCAGUUUCCCGACUACUACGCACUGCCGGGUCCAAGCAGUGACUCUGCGGUCUAUUCUCAUCUCUUUUCUAAUGACCCCUCGCCUGCGGAGCCAAGCAUGGGCCUGAACAGCGAUGGCCUGAUCUCCAGUGGACACGAGAGCAUGCCCCAAAUUAGCGCUCCUAUCCAAGAGAGAGGCGACGAGCUCCAACGAAACCUUGGGCGAAGCGAGCAGACCGUUGAAUCCUACCCCUCGGAUCACGACUCGGAGCUUGAGGUAGAAGCGGACAAAGUCUUUGCCAGAAUGCUCAGAGAGACCAGGCGGAGUACCGCAAAGGCAGGCCAGACGGCGGAAAAGCUGAGCGAUGUUGUUGAACAGCUCAAUGAACUCCGUAAAGCGGUGGCGCGGCUAGAGGACAAAGUAUCUCAAUUGGAGGAACAGUGCAAUGAGGGUCAUCGAUGCGUUGAUAACAUGAUCACAAGUCUCAAAAAUUACCAAGGCUUAUACCGUUACCUGGUCCAACGUUUGUCCAUCCCUAUAGGAUUUGAUGAGAGGCCAGGGGAUAUUGUGAACGGCGAGAUGCAAGAUUGUUGCAUGUAGUAUAUUUUCAUCCACGUCCACGGGGUGGUCGUCUCCCAAAUUUCAUGACCUUUUUUUUUUGGCUAUUACACACUUGACAAACCCAAAAUAUAUUUAUCUCUGACGAGUGAGUCCGCACGUUUUCUCUUUCGAGCUUCUUUUGUUGGGAUAGUCCAUUAUGGAAGCUAUGAGCAGUUCGAAUCAGUUUCUUCAGGUCUAACAUCUGCACUUCCACCACUUGAUGUGUAUAUCUGGGAAGGGCGACAGGCUGCAGCGCCGCUUGACUAUGUAUUGGUUGGUCAAUUCGGUGGCUUAACUCUUCGAUGGAUUGUUGAAGGUGGCUGGUCUAUUUUGCGUUGAGCGUCACUAUUGUCUGCCUCAGACCGGCAUCGAACAAUCACUAGAAUAGCAGCUUCAAUAUGCUCUCUGCAGCUGGAAGACGGCGAAUAUGUCAUCUCCUUUAGACCCAUCCCAUUUAGAUAGGCUAC